Molecule: messenger RNA, 6967 nt
Organism: Kogia breviceps (pygmy sperm whale)
Lineage: Eukaryota; Metazoa; Chordata; Mammalia; Artiodactyla; Physeteridae
Product: protein argonaute-1
Biological process (GO): regulatory ncRNA-mediated post-transcriptional gene silencing
Molecular function (GO): miRNA binding; protein binding; single-stranded RNA binding
Source: RefSeq, a predicted model, not a curated record
GCAGGCUCCGCGGCGGCGGCUGCAACGGAGGCUGCGGGGGCGGCGGCGCGAGCGGCCGGGCUUGGGGGGGUAGCCGAGCCCGGCCCGGGAGCCCAAGCAGCUAAAGUGCGGGGUACCUAGGCCCUUCACGCUGGACUCCACAGUCUCCGGGCCGCCUGACCUCCGCACGGGUAUAUGGGAUGGAAGCGGGACCCUCGGGAGCAGCUGCAGGCACCUACCUGCCCCCCCUGCAGCAGGUGUUCCAGGCACCUCGCCGGCCUGGCAUUGGCACCGUGGGGAAACCAAUCAAGCUCCUGGCCAACUACUUUGAAGUGGACAUCCCUAAGAUUGACGUCUACCACUACGAGGUGGAUAUCAAGCCGGAUAAGUGUCCUCGCAGAGUCAACCGGGAAGUGGUGGAAUACAUGGUCCAGCAUUUCAAGCCUCAGAUCUUUGGUGAUCGCAAGCCCGUGUAUGAUGGAAAGAAGAACAUUUACACUGUCACAGCACUGCCCAUUGGCAAUGAACGGGUUGACUUCGAGGUGACAAUCCCUGGGGAAGGGAAGGAUCGAAUCUUCAAGGUCUCCAUCAAGUGGCUAGCCAUUGUGAGCUGGCGCAUGCUGCAUGAGGCCUUGGUUAGUGGCCAGAUCCCCGUUCCCCUGGAGUCUGUGCAAGCCCUGGAUGUGGCCAUGAGGCACCUGGCAUCCAUGAGGUACACCCCUGUGGGCCGCUCCUUCUUCUCACCGCCUGAGGGCUACUACCACCCGCUGGGGGGUGGGCGCGAGGUCUGGUUCGGCUUUCACCAGUCUGUGCGCCCUGCCAUGUGGAAGAUGAUGCUCAACAUUGAUGUCUCAGCCACUGCCUUCUACAAGGCGCAGCCAGUGAUUGAGUUCAUGUGUGAGGUGCUGGACAUCAGGAACAUAGAUGAGCAGCCCAAGCCCCUCACGGACUCUCAGCGUGUGCGCUUCACCAAGGAAAUCAAGGGCCUGAAGGUGGAAGUGACCCACUGUGGACAGAUGAAGAGGAAAUACCGCGUGUGUAAUGUUACCCGCCGCCCUGCCAGCCAUCAGACGUUUCCCUUGCAGCUGGAGAGUGGACAGACUGUGGAGUGCACAGUGGCACAGUAUUUCAAGCAGAAAUAUAACCUUCAGCUCAAGUAUCCCCACCUGCCCUGCCUGCAAGUUGGCCAGGAACAAAAGCAUACCUACCUGCCCCUAGAGGUCUGUAACAUUGUGGCUGGGCAGCGCUGCAUUAAGAAGCUGACUGACAACCAGACUUCAACCAUGAUAAAGGCUACAGCUAGAUCGGCCCCAGACAGACAAGAAGAGAUCAGCCGCCUGAUGAAGAAUGCCAGCUACAACCUAGAUCCCUACAUCCAGGAAUUUGGGAUCAAGGUGAAGGAUGACAUGACGGAGGUGACAGGGCGAGUGCUGCCGGCGCCCAUCUUGCAGUACGGCGGCCGGAACCGGGCCAUUGCCACACCCAAUCAGGGUGUCUGGGACAUGCGGGGGAAACAGUUCUACAAUGGGAUUGAGAUCAAAGUCUGGGCCAUUGCCUGCUUCGCACCCCAAAAACAGUGUCGAGAAGAAGUGCUCAAGAACUUCACAGACCAGCUGCGGAAGAUUUCCAAGGAUGCAGGGAUGCCCAUCCAGGGCCAGCCUUGCUUCUGCAAAUAUGCGCAGGGGGCAGACAGCGUGGAGCCCAUGUUCCGGCAUCUCAAGAACACCUACUCAGGGCUGCAGCUCAUUAUCGUCAUCCUGCCAGGGAAGACGCCAGUGUAUGCUGAAGUGAAACGUGUUGGAGAUACACUCUUGGGAAUGGCUACACAGUGUGUGCAAGUGAAGAAUGUGGUCAAGACCUCGCCUCAGACUCUGUCCAACCUUUGCCUGAAGAUCAAUGUCAAACUUGGUGGCAUUAACAACAUCCUAGUUCCACACCAACGCUCUGCUGUCUUUCAACAACCAGUGAUAUUCCUGGGAGCAGAUGUUACACACCCCCCAGCAGGGGAUGGGAAAAAACCUUCUAUCACAGCAGUGGUAGGCAGUAUGGAUGCCCACCCCAGCCGUUACUGUGCUACUGUGCGGGUGCAGCGACCACGGCAGGAGAUCAUUGAAGACUUAUCCUACAUGGUACGUGAGCUGCUUAUCCAGUUCUACAAGUCCACCCGCUUCAAGCCUACCCGCAUCAUCUUCUACCGAGAUGGGGUUCCUGAAGGCCAGCUCCCCCAGAUCCUCCACUAUGAGCUGCUGGCCAUUCGUGAUGCCUGCAUCAAACUGGAAAAGGACUACCAGCCCGGGAUCACUUAUAUUGUGGUGCAGAAACGCCAUCACACCCGCCUUUUUUGUGCUGACAAGAAUGAGCGAAUUGGGAAGAGUGGUAACAUCCCAGCUGGGACCACUGUGGACACCAACAUCACCCACCCAUUUGAGUUUGACUUCUAUCUGUGCAGCCACGCAGGCAUCCAGGGCACCAGCCGACCAUCCCAUUACUAUGUCCUUUGGGAUGACAACCGUUUCACAGCGGAUGAGCUCCAGAUCUUGACGUACCAGCUGUGCCACACUUAUGUACGAUGCACACGCUCCGUCUCAAUUCCAGCACCUGCCUACUAUGCCCGCUUGGUGGCUUUCCGGGCACGAUACCACCUAGUGGACAAGGAGCAUGACAGUGGAGAGGGGAGCCACAUAUCGGGGCAGAGCAAUGGGCGGGACCCCCAGGCCCUGGCCAAAGCCGUGCAGGUUCACCAGGAUACUCUGCGCACCAUGUACUUCGCUUGAAGGCAGAACGCUGUUACCUCACUGGAUAGAAGAAAGCUUUCCAAGCCCCAAGAGCUGUGCCGCCCAAAUCCAGAGGAAGCAGGGAGGAGGGAGGUGGGGCAGGGAGGAAUGCAGAAGGCCUUGUUUCCUCUACAGAGGGGGCGAAAGGGUGGGGAACAGGGCCAGUAAGCCAGACCACCAGCCAGAAAUCUCUGAUAUUCACCUCAUGCCCUCCACCCCUCACCCCAUCUUGUCACAUCUGGCCCUGACUCCACUGGACCAAGAGAGGCAGCCCUGGUGCCCACCAUACACACAGAUGUCGCAUGUGACUCACAGUGCUAAAGACUCAUGCCUGACAGCUUGGUAAGGUCAGCUCUGCAGCCCUGCAGACAAAAGCUGGGAGGUUUGGGUUUGAUACUUUAGAUGGGAAAGUGAGGGGCUUGAGAAAGUGGGUGGGAGGAGGGAGGAUUUUUUAGGAGCCUUAAUCAGAAAAGGUCUAGAUUUGUUUAAGAAGAAAAACGAAACCAGAUGCAGAUCAAUAUUUUAGGAUACUAGAUGUUUUAAUGGGUUGAGAAUCCAGCUUGUAGGAAGAUUUUUAAUGCUAAUGGUUUUGGUUGCCCCUCCCCCAGCUGCCACUCCUCUUUCCCUUAUUCCUCUUUCUCCACCUUUUCUACCCCACCUUACACCUUCUCCCUGACAGACAUCCAGCCCCUAGUAAGACUUAAGGCACUAUGGCACUUAGCUCUGAAGUGACACGACCCUGUCUUCCUUCCGCCUGCUGGUGGGUAACCAGUGCCUUCCCUGUAACGGUAAUGCUGCAGAACUGCAACCUUUUGUACCUAUUUUGGGGGGUGGGGUGGGGGCGGGGUGGGGGUGGGAGAGGAGGUAGGUGGGGAUGAAAUACCCCUAACCCAACAAGCCUCCAACCAGAGCGCCAGCUAUUUUGCAUUUGAAGGAGUUGACUUACAUAUUCAUUGAGCUUUUAAAAAGAUCGCCACCUCAAGAUAGUUAAAAUCCAUUGACAUUUGCACUUUCAGACAUGACAAGUCUCUCGGAGCUGCUGAGGUGACUGGCCUCUGGCCUUUCCACUUAUGUCUCCUUUCUUCCUGUCCCCGCUUCCUCCCCACCUGCCUGGGUCUGGAGUUACUUUCAUAGCAUUUCUCACUCUUGGCUUCUUUUUUUUCCCUGAUGGUCAAGUCCGUUUAUGUUUCAAUAUUUUUUAACUGGGGUGUCUUUUAACAAACGAUCCUUAGGUCUAAAAUAAGGAAAAAAAAAAAAGCAAAAACUAAAUGUUAUUUUUAUACCAUAACUUGAGUCUAUUGCCAAAAUCUGGAAAUCCCUCCCAUGCCCAAUGAGUUUACAUCCCAGAAACAUUGAGCCUGUCAGAAGGAACUAUGUACCUGACUUGUUCUUUGGCCUGGCUCUGUAGGGGGUGGUUAUCUCCCCAAGGUGGGGCUCAGUCUCCACCCUUCCUCUGUGCAGAUAAUAUCUUUCUCUUCCUGCAGGCACCCCUUCUGCACUGCCCUGCACUCUUUUCUGCAAGUGCAUCUUCCCUUCCUCUGGACUGUCCUCUGACACUUUGGCUUAUCCCAGAUUUCAGCGUGUCCUGUGGAUAGGCUGGGGAAUUUUGCUGCUCCCUUUUGCUUCUGUUUACACAAAUGAAUUUUUCCUGAUUUCCCACUAGGGCAUGUGAGUGGGUGGCAUGGGCUUUUUUUUUUUUUUUUUUUUCCCCCCCUCUCUUCCUGGGUAGAGAUGGGGUUUGGCUGUGUUGCAGAACUGGAAAAGUAGGGGGUUCUAGCUUGGGGCCUGUUGGCCUUGAAGCAAGGCUUCCUCAUUCCUUGACUGUUCAUUUUUUCCUGUCCCACUGCUUGGGAUGAGGAAUUGCAGCUUCAGUGUAGAAAUUCCUCUUUUUGAGGAGCCUGGGCUUGGGCUUGCCCCAAUCUGGUGAUGAAGCCAUGACACUUUAGACCUAGCUCAGGCUUGGAGGCCAGCCAGAGGAAGGGCCGGUCUGAAUAUGGGCGUAUGAAGUUAGAGCUAUACCAUUUCCCCUCCCCAGCAGCCUUUGUACAGACCCAGAUUUGCUAUGCAAAACAGUCUAUCCCAGUUUCUGUUCUGGUUGGCUACUUGGUUCAGCAACUUCACAAAACGUAGCACAAACAUUGAUUAUGGAGAAGGCAUCAGGACUGUUGAGUAACUCUUCCUUUACUUCUUUCCUGCUGGCUACAGUGUGGGGUGCCCCAUGGGCAUAGCCCAGCUGAAGAACAGAAUGGAGGGCUCUGGGAGGAGGCAGCUCACUGGAGAGCCUACAUUCCUUACACAAGUGCCUAAAGAGAGUGAUGCCAACACUCCAUCUGCCCUGUCCAUCGCCUUCAUAUACUGUCUAUUUCGUGUUCAGUCACCCUUUGGGGAGGGGAGUUCGCUUGGGACAGUGGGCUCUGAGUGUUCUCUUCUCGGGUGUGUUUUGGGGCUGGGAUCAGGGCAGUAUUCCUGGAGGGUCCAGUCAUUCACCAGCAUUUUGCAAAUGUCCAUUGAGAGCUGGUGGCAGCCACCUACUCUCAGCAACAAGUUUGUGUUCUCUCCUUUUUCUCUCUUUGCCUCACUCUCUCCAGUUGGGUUUUGAGCUGAGGCUUGAAAUGCAUUUUUUAGCCCUUUGGCAUUGUACAUGCCAUUUAAGAAAUAAAAGCAAAGAAACAGCUUGGCCAAUGGCAAGAAUAUGACAUCUUGCUGUGAUUUUCUUUAUUUCUUUUUAUCUUUGAAACUUGAAAAACACCCUUGACCUUGAGGAUUACUCUUGUUUGAAAGGUGGCGCAUGCAGAUUGAGAAGUGGUGUUGGCAACAAGCUUUGGCUUUCUUUGAUUUCGUUAAAGUGGUGCUUCUUACUUAGGCUCUGAAGAAGCUCUGGGGAGACCCCAGCCUCAUCCUCUUAGAGAAGUCUCCUGCUCCCUUUGUUCCACUCUUUUACCUUCCUUUUCCUCUUCUCUCUUUCCCUGGCCUCCUUUUAUUUUAUUUUCUGUUCACUCAGCUUGCUUGCUGGCCUGCCUGCCUAUCUGCCUUUGUGAUGAUGAAUUCUCUGCAUGGCUACAAUGAUCGCACUGUUCGCUGGCAAGGUCAGGCUCAGCUCCUCAGCUGCAGAAGACUAAGAAUCUGCUUCCCAAGCCCAGUGAUGUCCUCACUGGGCUGGACUGCCCUCAAACUUACCUGAGGGCAUAGCAGAAGGCCUGCCCAACAGGCAUGAAAUCAGGAGGGCUUCUGGCAACUUCCACACCUGUCCACUCUUUGGAGUUGGUUUCUCUCAUUGCUUUUUCUAGAUCUGGUUUCAUUUCUCUCUACCUGGGGCCUCCCUUUUCUGAGGAUGUCCUAGGGUUGACCUACUUUGUUAUCCAGCAUUGAAGGGUUAGGGGAUAGACAUGGGGGAAGAAGAGAGGGAUGGGAAGAGAAUGGAGAGAAUUUGGCUAAAAUCUGGGAAAGGAGAGCGCUGCUCAUUGAUCACUUUUCCAGUCCAGCCUAACUCAUUGGGGCUGAGGUGCUACUGCUGGCCUCUGGGGGUAAGCCUAAGGCUGUUGUUGCUGGGAACUUAGGCUUAGAUUAAUGCUGAAGAAGGUACCUAACAGUGUGAAACCUCCCUAAAAAGCCCCCACCUACUCAGUAGCUUCACUGCAGCCUCCUCUUUGGCUAAGCAAUGAUGUUCUUGGAUAGUUUUCUUUCUCUUGUCCAGAAUUCUGUAAAUGAGGCCAGCAAGAUGGGCAGCAGGGGGACACUGUGACUUCUUAGCUGGCCCAUAGGAUAUCUGCAAGGCUGGUGGGACAGUGUUGUAGACCUGGCAUCAUGUGUAACAAAGAAGGAUGAAAGUUCCUUCCCCUUCAGGGUAGAGAGACAUCUCUAACUAAAAUGCAGUUUUGGAAAUUACAUUGGGGAAAGUUAAUUUUAUUUAUAUUUGCUGGGCAUAGGCCAAUCCAGGAUGGUAGCUGGGAUGCCUUCCUUCUUAAAGUCUGAUCAUGGCAGGGUUAUGCAGGGCACUCUUUCCUCUUUGGCCUUCUGAGCAGACUAAGGAGAAGGGAUUCUCUGGUUUUCUCUUUUCGCCCACUUAUUAGGACUUGCCUUCUCCCUGGACAGGGAGAGAGGCUAGGUUGGUGCUCUCCCCUUACUCUACUCCUACUGACUUAGAACCUCUGGCUGCUGUUUGGGAGCCCAAGAAAGGUAGUGGAGGUUAUGGGCUCAAAAUAAAAGAAAACAAA